AUGAUCGACGAACUCACCUACGCCAUGAUCGAAUCUGAUUUCCAAGCCAAUCUAAUCAGUCCAGACUAUGUCUCAUCUCUCCGACUCAGAACCAUUCGAAAGUCUCUUCCUCAGGAACUGGAAGGUUUCGAUGGUCACAUCGCCUCGCCGAUCACACAUGAGACAGUCCCCACCGAUAUAUUUAUCGGCGACCACCGGGCCUUGAACAACGCCACGAUCGAAAACAAGUAUCCCUUGCCCCUAACUGGGGAAUCCCUCGAUCGACUCUCCGGUGCCAAGAUUCUUUCAAAGCUCGAUCUCCGCGGUGCCUACAAUUAA
Microbotryum saponariae is the source of this 318-nucleotide messenger RNA. NCBI's taxonomy places the organism in Eukaryota, Fungi, Basidiomycota, Microbotryomycetes, Microbotryales, Microbotryaceae. The record is from the annotation of a GenBank genome assembly.